GGGCCCUUAGGGCAAAUAACAAACCACCUCCCUCUUCUCUCUCCUCCAGCUUUCUCUCUCUAAAAACUCUCCAAUGGCGACUGCAUCUGCUUCAUCUCAUCGCACCCGAACCCGCCCCAGUGGGCCGGUUCUCCGCUCUCUCUCACCUUCCGGAAGAUUCUACACCGGUUCUUCCAACGCCUCCAUCCAAUCCACCGCCUCCGGCUUCGCCUCCUCCACCAGCUCCAGCUUCUCCUCACCGUCCUCCGCCUUUUUCAACAGCCACCAGGACAACCACAGCCACUACAACCACAACGACUACCACCACCACCGCGCCGCUUCGCCGACACGCGUCAAUCUCUACACCUCCAGCGCGCUCUCCCCGGCCGUCCGCUUCUCCAUCGAGCACCGCUCCAUCUCCCCCAACCGAUCCAUCACUGUUUCCAAGAAGAACGGCCCGAUCGCGGCGGCGAGGAAGACGUGUAUGUGCUCGCCGACGACGCAUCCGGGUUCUUUCCGCUGCAGUCUUCACAAGAAUCAAGGGAGCUCAAAUCAGCAGCAUCACAAUCAGACGCCGUACCCGAACAACAGGCUGAACAUGCGCAGAUCUGCCAUGACGAACUCGCUGGUUCGAAUCAGCGGUGUCGAGGGCGAGUGGGUGAAGAGAGCUUUGACGGCUCUGAUUCGUCCGUCUUCGCAUCAGCAGCGGCGGAGGGCUGGGUUUCAGCCACGGCAGAGCCGCCUCUCGGUCAUGUCCAAGGCCGAUAGCUGAGUGAUGUUUUAUCUCUCUGGAUUGUUUUUUUGUUUUACAGAGCAGACACAGGUUGGUUAUUUUCUGGUCAUUUUCUCUAUUUUUCCGAUCUUAUAUUCCGGCGAGUCCAACAUCGUCGCACCAGAUCCGAAUCAGAUCCAAAGGCUUUUGCUCACUCCAGCUCAACUCAGACGAAGAAAUAUUGAAGCGGUGGCGCCGAGUCGACCCCGGCGAGCUUUGUGCUUCUGGAUGACUACUGCUACUACUGAACGGCACUGUGAAAAGAGAAACUCCAUAUUUGUACAGUUGAAAUGAUAUCAUUAGUUUUUGGAAAUUGGAAGCAACCAUUUUCGGAACCUUAUAAUCUAAAAUCCAGAAAUCUUCAAAACUAAAAUCUAAUCAAGAAAGAUCCAUGAUCAAUUUCAUUAA
This is a messenger RNA of Argentina anserina (silverweed cinquefoil), 1159 nucleotides long. RefSeq lists its product as uncharacterized. NCBI's taxonomy places the organism in Eukaryota, Viridiplantae, Streptophyta, Magnoliopsida, Rosales, Rosaceae. The transcript has a single exon. The record is from RefSeq and is a predicted model, not a curated record. Bases 74 to 751 code for a protein of 225 amino acids.